GGCUAGCCUAUGGAAGUUUUCUCAAAACAUGUGAUUUUUUGGUAUACAACAACAUAACCUUACAAAAUAAAUCAAAAGCAUUGUUAAUAAAAAUUAUUAAAUUGUUAUCUAUUAAAAUUCAUCAUUUAAUUUAUUAAAUAAUAAAUAAUUAUGAUGGAUAAAAUAAGGAGUGAAGAUUCCGACCAAUCUGAUGGCCCCGUAGUUGAUAAUUUCGAAACAGAGAUUGUUUUCAAAUGGAAACCAAAGUCUGGACGAAUUUGGAAAGAACAGCGAAAGAGAUUUUCAUCGAUAAUUAAAACAAGAGGUAUUCGAUUAUCUUUUGAACAGAAACAAAAGUUGAGGGAGGAUUUAAAGCGUGUUAAAGAACAAUCAAAAGCUUUAAUUGAACAAAAAAAAGCUGAGAAGGAAGCGCAAAAACAAAGGAGAAUUGAAAACCUUAAAAGAGCACAAGAAAAUCAAAGGAAAAGUGAAGUUGUACAAGUGAUCAAAAACACUGCAAAAAUAAAACGAAUGAAAAAGAAACAAUUAAGAAUGAUAGAAAAACGUGAUACUGUCAAAACUUCAUAAAAUUAUUCAUGUCUUUUUGAUAAAAACGUUUUUUAUAUAAAGAAAUAAUUCUAAGUUA
Molecule: messenger RNA, 625 nt
Organism: Chelonus insularis
Lineage: Eukaryota; Metazoa; Arthropoda; Insecta; Hymenoptera; Braconidae
Product: coiled-coil domain-containing protein 86
Exons: 3
Coding region: 151-567 (138 amino acids)
Cellular component (GO): nucleolus
Source: RefSeq, a predicted model, not a curated record